AUGUCAACGCAACACUUUUCUCGUCCUCCUCACCUACCAUAUCGUCUGGUUGUGAACCGCCAUCGUUCUCAUCCUAGGCUGGGUCUGAUAGCACUGCGAAGAGCGGGCCGUUUGCGACGAGCAGUUGACGUCCCUGUUCUCUUUGACCGAGCUGUUUGCGGUCUCGUUGGUGGAGGCAUGAAGAUUUUUACUACAAGGGUUCCAGCGUUCGAGCUUGCAUGGUCAGUGGGUCUCAUGGGUAUUGGCAAAUUACCCAAACCCACAAGAAUUCCGUUUCGGGAAACCACGACCCAACGCAUGGGCUGGGUCGUGGGUCGACCCAUGCAGCACCCUGACUAA
Molecule: messenger RNA, 339 nt
Organism: Plasmopara halstedii
Lineage: Eukaryota; Oomycota; Peronosporomycetes; Peronosporales; Peronosporaceae
Exons: 2
Coding region: 1-339 (112 amino acids)
Source: RefSeq, a predicted model, not a curated record